AUGGCCCAAGUCAAUAGGGAUCUAUUCUAUACACUGGCAUCGGAUCUUUCCGAAGAACGAUUACAAGCGACAAUUGCGCUUGUGACAGAGCUGUCCCAGCUGCCCCAGGAGUCUCGCGAGUGGCAGUAUGUUCUCAACAGACUUAUUAAGGGUCUUUCUUCCAACAGAAAUGGUGCGAGACUCGGUUUUAGUCUUUGUUUGACGGAAGUGGUGUUCUCGGCUCUUCAGAAGGGAGUGCUGGCCGAUAUAGAUCAGUACGUGACGAUGCUUAUGUCUGCAUUGUCAAAGGAGUCUGUGAAAAAUGGCAAAGAAGAGCGGGGUCUUCUGUUCGGCAAGCUAUUUGGUCUCCAGGUUUUGCUCAAUGAACCGUUGUUUUCACACAUUUUCAUGAUUAACGCAGAAAGCGAAGGUCAAGCAAACGUAAACCUCAACUUUACGUUGAAAUUUGCGGACGCUUUAGUCGAUGUGGCCACAGCUAAGACCUGGAUCCGAGAGUCUGCGCUGUACACGUUGUAUCAGGCAGUUGAGAAGCUGGCCCCUUUGCUGCAUUCUUCGGACCACAUUGACGCCAUUUUCAAGCUUUUAGAUUCUAGACAUCUAACUUUGACCAGCGAAGGAUUGGCUAUAUAUCUAUUACUAUUGCAUGCCAAUCCACUCGCAGGAAAAGCUAGCGUUUCCUCCUCGCUGGCUUUGAACUCGCCUUGGAAAAACAACGACCCAUUGAUGCGGGGUAACUUGCCACUGAUAGCAAACGCUUUGAAGGAGGCAGCCUCUUCGAACGACUCUUCUUUAAAACAAAAAGGGAUUUGGGCUCCUAGGCUACAUUUCGUGUGGGAUAUAAUUCUCACUUGCCUCUUGGAUGAAAACAGCGUUCACAUCGAAGCCUCAGAGCCCCCAAGCAAGAAGCGUAAAUCGAGCGGAGACGGCAGAAAGCAAAGCAUCCGAUUCCCUGAGUUUUGGAAAGCUGUAGUGGAUGAUUCUUUUUUCAAUGAGAAAUCCUCCAGCGAGCGAAAAUAUUUGGGCUUUUUGGUUUUUGACAGGGCUCUCCAACUCUCUAGUGCUUCUAAUAUUGUGCACAUGUUUUCUACCAACUUUAUGAGAUGUCUCAUAAAUCAAUGUGGAAGCACCGAGCGAAAUUUGCAUCGAAUUUCACAGAAAUCGCUAGCUUCUUUGCUAAACAUAUGCCAGGAGCAGCCGGAAAAGACAAGUGCUUGUUUCGAAACAAUUGCUUUUGGUGAAAAUGGUUCUGUGAGCUUCGAUCAGUUGACAAAAUCUAAAACUAUAAGUGCUUUAUUGGCUAACAAAUCUUUGAAGGCAGAGCACUUGACCAAAAUCGUCGAAAUCUUCAGAGCGCACUUGAUAGAAAACUCGACAAAUCCCGCAGCGGUAAGAUACACGAUAGAUGGACUCCUCCACUUAGUUAGGGCUCAUAAAUCACAAGCAGAUAAAGACUGGGUAAAGCCUUGCUUUGAUGUACUCGUUCAAUUUGGUUUCUUUAAAAACCAAAAUGCGGUAGAGGAUGAUCAAAAGGACCAGAAGCUCCAAGCUAUGGCACCAGCGGCUGUCGAAAGGCUUUACUCGAUUCUUGCCGACCUCUUAUCUGUGGAACAAGGAGAGAGCCUCGUUUGUUGGCCAUAUGUGGCAUUAAAGAAGAUUAUUCGCGGGCAAAAAAGACAAGCUCUCAAGCACCCUAUCGGACAAGAACUAAAAGAAAUUAUUGAUGAAUCUGUAGUGGAGCUUGAAGAUGUCUCUAAACGUUUGUCCGCAAAUCGAGCAAAUUCCCAACUAUAUGGCUUGCAAUUACUCUUCGCCGUGAACAUUAUAGAAGCUUUUGCCGGAGAAACUGACUCUAUUUCAGUUCUGCAAGACCUAAUUUCCUUCUCCAAAUCCUACAGCGAAGACGACAACACCGAAUCUUACGCAGGCUUUAUUGAAAUAUUGCUUUCACUGGCAGCACAAAAAAAGGCUCUACUGAGAAAAUCUAGUCUGAUCAUUUGGGAGUCUUUCGCCGGCCAAGUAUCCGUCAGCGAUCUUUCCGUCUUGUUAGAGAUCCUGUCCGCUAGAGAAAAUAAGGAAGGAUUCGCAAAUCUUUUUGAAGGCGCUAGUGAGGACGAAGAAGGAGAUGAGGAAGAAGAGCAAGACGAAGAGCAAGUUGAAGAGCAAGACGAAGAGCAGGACGAAGAGCAGGACGAAGAGCAAGAAGACGAAAGCUUCAGCGAAGAUGAUGAUUUGGAUGAAGAAGAAGGAGACAAUGAUGUAGAUAAUAAAUUGCCCGGUGAUGAUAUGAGCGGCUCUGAUGACGCGGAUUACUCAGAUAAUGGCAUAGAACGAAUCGAUAAAGAAGCCACUAGUGCUCUCGCUAAGGCAUUAAAACUUCCGGACUCGAUGGUUGAUGAUAGGGGUGAAGUUCACUUCAGUGAUUCAGAUGAAGGCAGUGAAAGUGACGAAGAUUUAGACGAUGAAAAGAUGAUGGAACUGGAUGGCCAACUUUCAGAAAUUUUUAAACGUAGAAAAGAGGCGUUAGCUGUUAUACCGACGGGCAACAAGAGAAAGAAGGAGGUGAAAGAAUCGCGACAAGAUGUAAUAGCGUUCAAACAUAAGGUUGUUGAUAUGCUAGAAGUGUUUGUGCGGUGGGCAGAGGUAGAAGCGAAAAAGGGUGGAGAAGCACAGGCUUCUACUCUCAAGAAAAUUCUAAAUAUAAUCUUACCUUUAGUGGAUUGUAUUAGAAUUACUUUGGAUAGAUCGCUAGCGGAAAAGGCUGCCAAGCUCGUCAAAAACAAAAUCAGUAAAUUCAAGGUUUCGGGCCUCAAUCUACCAGAAGCAGGUGAUCAAGAGCUGAUCACAUCUUUGAUCAUAGACUUGCAGGAUGCUAUGAUUUUGAAAAAGCCUGGUCAGUAUCCGAAUCUUCUCUAUUCUGUGUCAUCAAGUGCUUCAAUAUUUUUGUCCAAAUUACUGAUAGAGGUAAGUCCAACAGACGAUACGUUCAUCGUAUUGAUGGAAAUAUAUCACAAGACUUCAAAAAAUUGGUUUUUGAAAGGCAAGUUUGGGGUCAACAUGUUUAUUGAAUUUCUCAAUUGGUUAUCAGUAAAAAAGGUUCAGCAACAACAGCAAUAG
Lachancea dasiensis is the source of this 3114-nucleotide messenger RNA. Lineage: Eukaryota; Fungi; Ascomycota; Saccharomycetes; Saccharomycetales; Saccharomycetaceae. The record is from the annotation of a GenBank genome assembly.